AUGGACAACGCAAAUCCGGAAACUGUGGAACCCCCUAGCCAAAUGUCUUCAUCAAAUAAGCCUAUGUCUGCUGAUACGCAGCAUCUGAAUCAACCAGCUAUCUGCCAACCUCCAAAAAGGAUUCCCCGACCCAAAACUCGCAUGGAUAGUAUCAAGCUUUAUUUCAAACUCUUGUACGAACGGCGAAAUAUGGUUAAAAUGCCACGCAUCUCGACGGCGUCCUUCCCGCUCUUUCUGCGCAGCUUGCUUGCUUGUCUCUUUUACAUCGUCACGUUCAGGCAAACUGCUUGGUAUCGCUUGUCCGUAGAACUUUUACAGCAACGCGUGGAGGCGACUCUUCCUCUUCUGAAGGCAACGGUUCAGUCAGCGGCUUGCUCUGAGGGCUUUUCGGAAACGUUAAUGAAGACUCAACUUUCACUGCUGGGAACGCGCUCAAAUGAAGAAGACUACGUUGAUGAAUGGAAUAUCGUUGAAUUUAGCGCAUCUCUGGAUGAACAUUGGGACCGCUUCCAUCCUUACAAGGCAACUUUGUGGAAUAGACUAGAGAUUAUGAUGGCAAUUGGUAUUACUACGUUUGCUCUUCUGGAAUCUUCCUACCAAGGAUUUGAGUGGGUAAACGUGAGCUCAAAGUCGCCCUCUUGCCUCUCAUCCAUUGGUCUGAAUAACAUCCAGGCGUUGAGCCCCAAACCGAGCUUUGGUGUUUGGUGGGAAAUCGAGUUGAUGGUGAUGCCUUUUGUGUGUACGGUCUUCACAAUCAUCCUCUACACCUCCGGCGCCUUCAAAUCCAUAUCAAAAAGUUACGUAUGGUAUAUCUUGGCGGGGUUCAUUCUCGCCUGUGGGAUCUGGCAUGCAACCCACAUCAAGCUCACUACGAAACGGGAGUUCAUGGCCAUUGAAAAAUCCUGGAAGACACGUAUCGGUGGUUGGGUCUUCGAACAGCAAUACGGAAUUCCCGCGCCAUCACCCAACAGGGAUCAAGGCCUAGAUAUAGAGGCAAUGUAG
This is a messenger RNA of Laccaria bicolor S238N-H82, 1002 nucleotides long. RefSeq lists its product as uncharacterized. The transcript has 3 exons. Lineage: Eukaryota; Fungi; Basidiomycota; Agaricomycetes; Agaricales; Hydnangiaceae. The coding region runs from base 1 to 1002 and encodes 333 amino acids. The record is from RefSeq and is a predicted model, not a curated record.